AAUAUGAACUUAAAAGAAGUAAAAGAAGCGUAACAUUGAUUCUAGUCGUGGAGUGAUUUAUCGUUUGUACAGGGCCACCAAGUGUAAUAAGCGACGCGUUCUGCCACUAGCUAACCAAUUUUGAUUCAUUAAUAGGUCGACCCGUAUGACCCAAAGUGUCUGCGACUGCUAAACGAAUUAAUUUACCCACAUUCUUCUUUGCCAAUGUGUAGUUUCCUUACAUAAAAACGAAAUUUUGUUUACUGUCAAUUGUGACUAUUUUUAUCCGUGAGUUAUCUCUACUAGUUAUAUGCAUAACAUUGUUCUGCUUCGAAUUAAAAAUAAUAUAACUCAAAAUUGUCAUCGAUAUGUAGAAGGAUUUUUAAUCAUAAAACUAUGUGCAAAAUGAAGAUCAAUUGGAUUUACAGAUGCAGUGGUUUGCCAUAAUGAUAUGUUUAUAUGCUGGAGUAGCUAGUGCAAGAACAGAAGAAGAUCAACAAACAUCUUCUUCAACUUCAAUUACUGGAAUAUCUGAUGGUCUUUUAGAGCAUUGUUUUUAUCAACAAUCUAAUGAAUGUCCUGAUGUCAAAAUAACUGGAUGUUCCUGUAAAAAAAUCAUUCUUGCUCAUAAUAAUCCUGAAGGCAAUGCUGUACUUUGUUGCAAUUUGGAUAUUCAAAAUUUUGAAUUAGAACUUUCUUGUACAGGAUUUCCAUCAAAUAUAUCAUACAUACAUAUAAGAAAUGCAACAUUAGAUGUAUUCAAUGUAAGUGAAAUUCGAUGGAGAAGACUAAAAUCACUUGCAAUUACAGAUGGUAGAAUUAAUAGAGUAAAAGGACAAUUUCGAAUGAUGACUCCAACAGUUUGUUUGAAUCUUUCAAAUAAUGCUCUUAUUGAAGUAGAGAAUAAUUCACUUACAAGAUUAGCUCAACUUACUACUUUGGAUUUAUCUUAUAAUAAUCUCACACAUUUACCAGCUUUAAAUACAAUGAAUGGUCGCGAAUUUUGGCUUGAUAUUUCAGGAACAAAUACACUUUGGUGUCAUGAUAUUUAUCAAUAUAUUAAUAAAACAGGAGAAAAGCAAAUUAAUUUUAAUCAUGAAAAUGAAACUGUAUGUUCAGCUAGUAAAACUUGGCAUUGGUUUAAUACGACAGAACAAGUUCCAUUGAAACAAGUUCGAUAUCUUAGUUUGUUACAAACAGAAUGUCCUAAAGGAGAUACAUGGCAAUGUCAAUGUAAUUUUAGAAGAUUGGAUAUUGUUGAAGGUAAACCACCAACUUUAGCAGUAAAUGUAGAUUGUAGUGGAAUUCAAAUUACCGAAUUACCUGAAAAAUUACCUCGCAAUACUAUAGCACUGAAUGUUUCAUAUAAUAACAUCACUGUAUUAGAUGAUCUAAGUACUAAUCCAUGUUAUGAAGAUAUAAGAGAGUUUUAUGCUGACUACAAUAAUAUAUCAUCUAUAAAUAAAUUAGAAGGUUCCAAAUUUUUGGAUAAUUAUGCUUUUCUUAGUUUACGGUAUAAUAAAAUUAAAUCUCUUCCUACAUAUAUUUUAAGCCCUAAUACUCAUGAUAAGAGUUUCACUAGUUCGCGAUUAGUAAAGCUUGGAGGGAAUGAAUUACAUUGUGAUUGUAACACAGCCAAAUAUUUAAAGGUAUGGCUACAAACUCGUAUAUUAGAUUCUGAUGAAGUAUUUUGCGAAAAUGUAAAAGAAAAAGUUAUUGAUUUAGAACCUUCAAAGAUGUGUGUUUAUCCUGGUGAUUGGACAGAUUAUAUUUAUUAUAUUAUUGCUACAGAAGUUGUACUCUUAAUAAGUCUUAUAGCUAAAGUAUCAUAUGAUUAUUGGAUUUUUAAAACAGCAGGCUAUCUUCCAUGGCCAGCAAAUAAAAUGCCAAAACUACCUUGUGAUUGGCUAUGUGAAACCUAGUAAUAAUUUUUUUUAUAUUCAUUUAUAAUAUUUUCUGAAAAAGACAGAUUUCCAAUAUUUCUAUAAAAAAAUAUUAAAUUUUUAUAUAUUAUCGAAUACAUAUGUUUUUAUAUAUGUGCGUGUACGCACAAAAUACUAUAAAAAUUUUGAAUUGAAUAAUUAUAUAUUUUAAAAAAAUAUAUAAUUACUAAAUAAUAAACAUUUUAUGUUCAAAUAAUUGUUAAUUCUAUAAAAUUAUAAAACUAUUAAAAUUUUAAGAAUUUAAAUAAUUUAAAUAAAUUUUAA
Molecule: messenger RNA, 2186 nt
Organism: Apis florea (little honeybee)
Lineage: Eukaryota; Metazoa; Arthropoda; Insecta; Hymenoptera; Apidae
Gene: hfw
Product: leucine-rich repeat domain-containing protein hfw
Cellular component (GO): plasma membrane
Molecular function (GO): protein binding
Source: RefSeq, a predicted model, not a curated record